Didymodactylos carnosus is the source of this 1891-nucleotide messenger RNA. NCBI's taxonomy places the organism in Eukaryota, Metazoa, Rotifera, Eurotatoria, Philodinida, Philodinidae. The record is from the annotation of a GenBank genome assembly.
UUGGAUGGUUUUUUAUUUUAAAUAUAAAAAAAACCCCGCCCCCCGCUACAAUCCUGUCUGAUUAUAAAAGGUUUUUCUCAUUUUUUGGAGUUUCUGAACAACUGGUUUUCCAGAAGACCGGAUCUUCGAAGGGCUAAGAGGAACUCCCAUAUUCAUAUUCGGAAUCAGCAUGAUCGAUAACCUAUAAUCCACUAGAUUCCGAUUAAAAAGCGACUGAACACUUGGGAACGUUCCCUCGUUAGUUUUCUAACUUUUCACACACAAAUUGUGGAACGGAGAAAGACAAAGAAAAGAGGAGUAAUUACGUGAUAUUCUUUUUUUGUUUUCUUCGAUUAUUUUCCAUCUUAUCGUUCAACUAUCUACAUACAACAGUGCAAUGUUCAAGUCCAUUUUGAUUAAUAUCAUUUUAUUUUGUCUGAUAAAGAUUUUCUUUCAUUCGAACCAUCAGUAGUUUUUAACAGAAGAAAGAGUUAAUUUGUUUAAAGUUCAAUCAUUAUGACCUUUCUAAUACGAAUGAAAUUUCUUUUAUUUUCUAGAACCUUGUGUGAAUGAUGUUACAGCCACCAUGUCAACAUUGUUGUGGUCAUUCGAUAAUAAUAAUGCAAAUGAAGAUAAUACUGGUUUAUACAAUGGAGUAUUGAUCAAUAAUCCAACAUUUGUUGAAGGCUAUGUUGGAAAUGCUGUUUAUCUGAAUUCAUCACCGUCAUUGGGACAGGAACAAUGGAUUGAAAUACCCUUUGUUAAUUUAUCGUAUCAAAGUUUUACUAUUGAAAUGUGGAUAAAAUCUACUGGUUCUUAUGAAACAGACUAUCGUAUUUUUGUCGAAUGUGAAUCACUUAGAAAAUAUCAUUGUUUACAUUUCAUCAUAUACAAUAAACGAAUACAUUUCGGGUUUUAUAGUGAUGAUACACAAGGAAAAACAGAACUUUUACCGAAUACUUGGUAUCAUGUUGCACUUGUCUAUAAUUCCGUUGCAGCUCAACGAUUGAUUUAUUUAAAUGGUAUACAAGAUGAAAUAUCUGUGAAAAGUGUUCGUGUUGGUCCAUAUAAAGGACAAAGUGGUAGUUUAUCUAUUCCAAGUUGUGGUAUACUAAGCGAUGAUCAUCCUAGUAAAUAUUUUCAAGGUUAUAUUGAUCAAUUUUCAAUAACAAUAGAUCGAGCAAAAAGUCCAUGUGAAAUAUUAAAUGAUGCGACACUAGUAAAAAAGUUUGAUUUUGAUGAUACAUUUAGUAAUAGUAAUUCAAAUAUUAAAUUUAACAACAUAAAAGCAACUGUUGGACGAGUGAAUCAAGGUAUUUCAUUUGAUUCACCAGAUGCAUAUUUUCAAGCCGGCGGUUUUCUUGCACUUGGAUUACGUGAUAGUCCAUUUUCAUUUUCAUUAUGGAUUAAACCAACAACAAACGAUGGCGGUGGAACUAUUCUGCAUGUAUCAGCUUGUGCUAAUGGUGCAAAUAGUGGAGAUGAAAGCAGUUGCAAGGGAAAACAUACAUGUUGUUGUACACCAUUUAUUGGUUUUAGCUCGAAUAAGUCAAUUGUUGCUCAAAUUCAUACAAAUUCGCAUCAUAUAGUCGGUGUAUUUGGUCCAAUUUUGGUAGCAAAUACAUGGACACAUAUAGCACAAACAUUUAGCUCUAAAAAUGGGCUUCGACUCUAUGUUAAUGGUAAAUUAUAUUCUAAUGGUGGUGUUCAUUCUUAUUUUGCUAGUGGUGCAACAAAUUACAUAACGCUUGGUAAUUCUCUAUUAGGAUCAAAAAGUUAUGAUGCAUUUGGAUCAACUUAUUGUGAAUUAGGCGAAAUUACUAAAGGAUCAUUCAAUGGUGCCAUUGAUGAAUUGUACAUUUAUAGUCGAGAAUUAUGCAUGGAAGAAAUACGUAUACUUUCAAAACUGUAA